CUCACUUCUCCUGAUCAGUCCCUCAAGCACUUCGGGUCUCUGUUUAUUUCUCUUCUUUUUUUUUCCUUCUUUGGGUAAACAGAAACCUUACCCAGAAACAAUCUCAAGGGAUCGAGAGGAGAGAGGGGGAGAAAGAGGGGGAGAGAGAGGGGGAGCAAGCGAGCUUUGUCAUGGGGGAAACCAUGGAAGCCCCCCAGGGCAAGACCCUAAAGCUCAUCCUCCUCGCGCUCAACUGCGCCAUGCUCUCCCUUAGUUGCGCCGGCCCGCUCCUCAUGCGUCUCUACUUCAUCCACGGUGGCGCCAGCGUGUGGCUCUCCAGCUGGCUCGAGACGGGCGGCUGGCCCAUCAUCUUCAUCCCCCUCGCGGUAGCCUACUUCCGCCGGCGCGCCUCCGAGGGCCCCUCCGCCCGCCUCGUCCUCAUGGACCCCUUCCUCUUCGUCGCCGCGGCCGUCAUCGGGGUCCUCACUGGUCUCGACGACUACCUCUACUCGUACGGCGUGGCGCGGCUCCCCGUCUCGACCUCGGCCCUGCUCAUUGCGACGCAGCUGGCCUUCACGGCCGGGUUCGCGUUCCUGCUGGUGAGGCAGCUGUUCACGUCGUACUCGGUCAACUCGAUAUUCCUGCUGACGAUCGGGGCGGGGGUGCUGGCGAUGCACACGAGCAGCGACCGGCCGGCGGGGGAGUCAAAAGGUGCGUACUACGCGGGGUUCUUCAUGACGCUUGGGGCGGCGGCGCUGUACGGUUUGGUACUGCCGCUGGUGGAGCUGACGUACAAGAAGGCCAAGCAGGCGGUCACUUACUCGCUGGUGUUGGAGAUUCAGUUGGUGAUGUGCUUCUUCGCCACCGCUUUCUGCACCAUCGGCAUGCUGGUCAACAAGGACUUCCAGGCGAUUCCUAGAGAAGCGAGGAAUUUUGGGCUCGGAGAAGCCCAGUACUACGUGGUGCUCGUGUCGAACGCGAUCGUCUGGCAAUUCUUCUUCUUGGGAGCCAUAGGGGUCAUCUUUUACGCCUCCUCUCUAUUCUCAGGAAUCAUGAUCGCCAUCCUAAUCCCGGUCACCGAGAUCCUAGGCGUCAUAUGCUUCCACGAGAAGUUCCAGGCGGAGAAGGGCGUGUCCCUGGCCCUCUCUCUCUGGGGCUUUGCCUCGUACUUCUAUGGCGAAUUCAAACGUGCCAAGGAGGAAAAGCAGCAGCAGCAACAGCAGCAGCAACAGCAGCAGCAGCAGCUGCAGCUGCAGCAAGAGACGGAAGCGCUUCAACGAGGCCUUCCUUGAAAGUGAAAAAGUGAAAAGACAUGGCUUUUACUUAGGCUGCUGUGGUAGUAUGUCUUAUAUCUGGCCCGCAUGAAAGUAACAAAAGGAUCUUCUUACGUUAUUUAGGAGGUGAUUACUGUCAGCCUGCGGUUGCAUGCUGUCCCACGGCACUGCUACUCGCGAUCUGCAUUGUAGCAGAAGUUAUCUAGUCUUUCUUUAUCGUCUUUGGUGGCUGGAUGUGUAACGACGAGAUUGAAAAGAAUUAAAGGUCCAUUCAAGAAAAAGAGCAAGUUAAAGGAGGAAAAAA
Eucalyptus grandis is the source of this 1557-nucleotide messenger RNA. Its product is annotated as purine permease 3. Gene Ontology annotation, molecular function: purine nucleoside transmembrane transporter activity. Lineage: Eukaryota; Viridiplantae; Streptophyta; Magnoliopsida; Myrtales; Myrtaceae. Gene Ontology annotation, cellular component: membrane. The coding region runs from base 171 to 1271 and encodes 366 amino acids. The transcript has 2 exons. The record is from RefSeq and is a predicted model, not a curated record.